AUGGAUUCCCAAAUCGAUGUCUCUAAACUCAACGAAGCGGACCGGAGGGAGGUGCAGCAAUUCGUCGCGAACGAGGCGCAAAAGGCUACUAUCCAGUCAAACGUCCACCAACUGGCUGAUAUGUGCUGGAAGAAAUGUAUCACAGGCAGAGUGUCCGGAGGAACCCUUGACCGUAGCGAGGAGUCAUGUGCUCAGAACUGCGUUGAUCGAUGGAUUGACACCAGCAAUGCCGUGCUGAAGCAUCUGGAGACGUUGAGGGGCAGCCAUUAG
Paracoccidioides brasiliensis Pb18 is the source of this 270-nucleotide messenger RNA. RefSeq lists its product as uncharacterized. The record is from RefSeq and is a predicted model, not a curated record. The coding region runs from base 1 to 270 and encodes 89 amino acids. The transcript is spliced from 2 exons.